Messenger RNA from Prosopis cineraria, 2016 nucleotides. Its product is annotated as beta-1,6-galactosyltransferase GALT29A. Lineage: Eukaryota; Viridiplantae; Streptophyta; Magnoliopsida; Fabales; Fabaceae. The coding region runs from base 616 to 1782 and encodes 388 amino acids. The transcript has a single exon. The record is from RefSeq and is a predicted model, not a curated record. Gene Ontology annotation, molecular function: sialyltransferase activity.
CAACGCACUUAAACGCGCCAACGCUUCCCUUUUAGCUAGGGUUCGUUUUUCCCUCUUCUGUGCCUUCGAAUCUUCGCCUGCUCGCACCUUUUAUUAUCCUUUCUUCCGCAUUUCGCUUUUGCUACCAUGUGGGUUCUGAAGCUCCGUCUAAAUAUUCGUCCUUCUUCAUUCCCUUUCUUAUAUGCCCCCUCCAGAUUUUACUGCUUCUGCUCCAUUCGAUUUGUAUUUUCGCUCGGUUCUUCUUCGUAGCUUCUCCAUACUUCGUCUGCGUAGUGGAGGCCCGUACUGUAGCUUACUGUCGAUUUUGCCAGCAAUUUCUACUUGGAAAUUUGUCUCUCUUUUCGUAUUGGCAUUUCUGUUCAAUUGGCUGCAAUGAUUAGAUGCUCUCUUUUUGGCCUAAGCCCUGAGUCCACCGUAUGUUUCGUUCGCGAUUCAUAGCAUUUGCCCUCGCAAAUUCCUCUCAGAGAUCUCUCGUGGCCUCGUUCGCUUAUCUUGUUUCGCUUGCCUAGUGUUCUCGGAGACAAAGAUGGAUCUGGUGCUCUCGACUUCAAGAUCUCUAGUUUCUUGCCACAUUUAGCAAUACCGACCGGUUGUUCCGUCAAGCACGGCUUACCAAUGAAGCUUUCGAUUCGCCCGCUGUUUGGUGUUCUACUUGUCGUCGUCUUCGUUGCCACUCUCAGCUGCACAACCAUUGUUCGGAGAGGCUUAUUGUCCAUUGAGCUGGAGAGCAGAGUAUGGGUUCAAGUCCCGACGGCUCUAUUGUUGAACGCGACGCUGCUAAAAUACGCCUCCAUCGACAUCGGAGAAGAGAAGUCGAAGCAAGAAAUCCAGCAGCUUCUGGACGGGAACUUUGGAAGCCAAGCCCGGCACCGGACAUUUGUCUCUUGGCGUAGAUUCAUUCACCAUGAUAUCUCAGAGAAGGACCCCAGGAAACUACCAGCAACGAUACGCUCUCCGUUGUUUUAUAGGUAUUGGUUAGAUUUCCGAAAGGUUUUGAACGAUUGGGCCAGGAAAAAGAGGUUUCAGCCUGGUAUUCUGUCCGAUUUGUCGCGGCUGGUGAAGCUUCCGAUCGAUAGGCACAACGGAUUGGCCGGUUCUGACCGGCGAUACUCGUCUUGUGCGGUGGUGGGCAACAGUGGGAUUUUGCUGAACAGCGACUAUGGGAAGCUUAUUGAUAGCCAUGAGGCAGUUAUCCGAUUGAACAAUGCAAGGGUAGAGAAGUUUGAGAAGAAAGUGGGGUCUAAAACUAGCAUUUCAUUUGUAAACAGCAACAUUUUGCAUCUCUGUGCGAGGAGGAAAGAAUGCUUUUGCCACCCAUAUGGCGCUAAGGUGCCAAUGGUUAUGUACAUUUGCCAACCAGCUCAUUUCUUGGAUUACACGGUUUGCAAUUCCUCUCACAAAGCACCGUUACUCGUCACCGAUCCGCGAUUCGAUAUGUUAUGUGCUCGGAUUGUGAAGUACUACUCCUUGAAGAGGUUUGUGGAGGAGACAGGGAAAGCUUUGGAAGAAUGGAGCUCUGCACAUGAUGGUGCUCUAUUUCAUUACUCUUCUGGCAUGCAAGCUGUUAUGCUAGCUUUAGGAAUCUGUGAUAGAGUCAGUAUAUUUGGGUUUGGCAAGUCUGCGUCAGCGAGGCAUCAUUAUCAUACGAAUCAGAAGGCUGAGCUUCAUUUGCAUGACUAUGAAGCAGAAUAUGCGUUUUACAGGGACCUGGUCGAUGGACACAGAACAAUACCUUUUCUUUCGGACAAAUUCAAGAUUCCGCCCGUUGUGUUGUAUCAAUGACCCAUCAUUGUUCUGAUUUAUGGUGGAGCAGUCAGCAAAUUCCUUUAUUGUGAAGCAUCUGAAUUUUUCUCUUUUGAUUCUUGUGAAAUGCACAGUGUAUGGAAAGCAAUACUGAUUGAAGAGUUUUUUGGUCUUUUCCCUCAUUCCAGAACUACUCGUGCCACAGCUAGGCUCUGGCAACAGUUUAAGUGUAAAUUGCGGUUAAAUCAGUACAUCUUUGUUUUGUACACUCAA